Betta splendens (Siamese fighting fish) is the source of this 3035-nucleotide messenger RNA. It is a transcript of the gene ldb2a, whose product is annotated as LIM domain binding 2a. Gene Ontology annotation, molecular function: LIM domain binding. The record is from RefSeq and is a predicted model, not a curated record. Gene Ontology annotation, cellular component: nucleus; transcription regulator complex. The transcript has 9 exons. Bases 167 to 1342 code for a protein of 391 amino acids. Gene Ontology annotation, biological process: positive regulation of transcription by RNA polymerase II; nervous system development; negative regulation of transcription by RNA polymerase II. NCBI's taxonomy places the organism in Eukaryota, Metazoa, Chordata, Actinopteri, Anabantiformes, Osphronemidae.
GCUCCACGCUAUAGCAGCGAACUAGGCAGGCCAACUUGCAGAGUGCAGCUCAGCCUCGGCAGCGGCUGCUUCCCACUGGGGGUCUUCAGAGAGCAUCGCACUCCCAUGUGCGCUGCUGUGCCCGCUGGAUGUUGAAAUCGCGCCGCGCGCCUCACCAGGAGCCACCAUGUCCAAUCCGACCCACGACCCGUUCUACUCGUCUCCGUUCGGACCCUUCUACAGGAGACACUCGCCCUACAUGGUCCAGCCCGAGUAUCGGAUCUACGAGAUGAACAAGCGGCUGCAGGCGCGCACAGAGGAGAGCGACAGUUUGUGGUGGGACGCGUUCGCGACAGAGUUCUUCGAGGAGGACGCGACUCUCACGCUGUCCUUCUGCCUCGAGGACGGACCAAAGAGAUACACGAUCGGACGGACGCUGAUCCCCCGUUAUUUCAGCACAGUGUUCGAGGGCGGCGUCACCGAGCUCCACUACAUCCUCAAGCACUCCAAGGAGUCCUUCCACAACUCCUGCAUCACCCUGGACUGUGAUCAGUGCACCAUGGUCACCCAGCACGGGAAGCCAAUGUUUACAAAGGUUUGUACAGAGGGCCGUUUGAUACUGGAGUUCGCCUUUGAUGAUCUGAUGAGAAUCAAGACGUGGCACUUUACCAUCCGGCAGUACCGCGAGCUCAUCCCCCGCAGCAUCCUGGCCAUGCACGCACAAGACCCUCAGGUGCUGGAGCAACUGUCCAAAAACAUCACUCGCAUGGGUUUGACCAACUUCACCCUCAACUACCUCAGGCUGUGUGUCAUCCUGGAGCCCAUGCAGGAGCUCAUGUCCAGGCACAAGACCUACAACCUCAGCCCCCGGGACUGUCUCAAGACGUGCCUCUUCCAGAAAUGGCAGAGAAUGGUGGCGCCGCCAGCUGGACACCCGCAGAACUUCAAAACGGAAAUAUUUCCCACGAAUCACAAAAAAGCUGGUCGCGCCAAAGCUGAGCCGGCCCGACAGACCACCACCAAGAGGAGGAAACGGAAGAACUCGGCCAGCAGCGCCAACAGCAGCGUGGGCACCGCCGCCAGCAAGAAGCGCAGCCCCGCCACCAACUUCAGCCUCUCCAGUCAGGUACCUGACGUGAUGGUGGUGGGCGAGCCGACCCUGAUGGGCGGCGAGUUCGGGGACGAGGACGAGCGUCUGAUCACGCGCCUGGAGAACACGCAGUACGACGCCACCAACGGCCUGGACGACGAGGACGACUUCAACAGCUCCCCGGCUCUGGGCAACAACGCGCCCUGGAGCAGCAAGCCCCCGGCCGCCCAGGACGCCAAGCCCGAGAGCACGGCGCCCCAGCCCUCGCAGUAGAGCCCGGGACCGGGCCCGGGAACGGGACCGGGACCGGGACCAGGACCAGGACCAGGCCCAGGACCAGGACCAGACCUGUUCCCGGGACCAGGACCAGGCCAGCGAUUCCACGCCUCAUGACACUGAUCCGAAGCAAAGCCUCCAUCUGCGAACCAGUCGCUGACGUGUCCAGCCACUUUCUUCUUCUCCUCCACUGUAACAUCUUGGAGAACACUGAGAACUGGCGGCAUUGCACAGCAAUAUAUACAGACAACAAACGCAUUCAACUCGUAUGCAACUGUAAAAAAAAAAAAAAAAAAGUCAUGGGCAUCUUUUCCAAGAAUGCGGCUUAAAUUCUCCUCUUUGGACCCUCACAGUCAAAACUCUUGCCUAGUGGAGAACCAAGUGUGACUGGUUCACCUGCAGGUCAAAGGUCAACGCGUUGGCUCAAGGCGCCGAGGAGAGAAGAAGAAGAAGAAAAACAUAACGUCUCACAAGUAGCUGAUCGUGACGUAGGCAGGAUUGUUUCCAGCAGCCAACGAGCCAAUGGAAGCGUCUCGACGCGUUGGACACAAAUCAAACGUUGUCUGAGGCAAUUGCAUUUUUAUUGGGAAUUCACGCGGCCGGUGGUUUGUUUCUGGUGUUGCUGUUUAUUUCCAUUUCUAAUUAAGAGGAAAUAAAAGUUCUAUACCAUUAUGGACUCCUUUCAAAUGAGGGAAAAUCGUGUCCUAGGAUUGUUUUUUCCACAUUACCGCGGUCGUCACAGAUUGUGAUUUCAUGCAAACCAGUUUGAUUGUGUUCGUAGUCUAUUGGUAUUUUGCUUCUCUCCGAAUACUUUGCAAUCACGUCGUAAUUUUGCAGAUCAGUAUGUGAACUUAGCCGACACGCGUUGAUGCAUUAAUGUUGAUUUUUUUCCCCCUCCUCGAAAAUUGGACUUCUUUCCCUUUAACGACCUACUCCCAAACUGAUACUAAAACCUUUUCCUGCAUGAUUUUAUAGGAUUUUUAAUUUUGUUUGAUAUAUGUACUUUUUAAAAAUGCAUCAGUCUGAUUUUCCUUUGGGUUCAUCAGUUUGGGAACACUGUUAAAAGAUUUGUAGCUCUGUAAAUAGAGGAGGAAUCUAUUUUGUCCACUGUACAUCAGCCACUGAAACCAGUCUGGAUAUGGCAGCUGUUUGUUUUGUACAGGAGGUUGUGAUUUCUGUCGGGUGGUUUGGAUGCACGCUGGUUUUUCUCGGUCAAACCAGACUCUCAAAAUGUUCCCCGUCCUCUCUAGCUAGUGCAGAACCAAAGCCACAGUUAAAAAACACCCACACGCUCGCAUUUCUUGUAUAUUCUGUGACAUAGAAAGAAAACAGUUUUACAUUUUAAAAAACAACUCACAGAUGAAAUCCCCUCCACCCUGCAGAAAUGGUUUAAGAUUCCUGUAUUUGUGUUAAUCUUUGAUUGAAUUGAUUCCAUGUCCCUGAUCUCUUCUGUUGGACUUUUGUUUGGAAACAGAAGAGAAGACAGCUGACAAAUGUCUUCAUACAACUGAAUCUUAUGGGUAUUUAUUUGUGCAUUUGUAAGGAAGCUAACACAUUUCUAAAUAUGUUUGAGCCUAGUAUUAUUAGACACCAUUUGUACAUUAUAUAGCAGAGGUGUUCAGUGUCAUAUCUGAUGUCUGGUAUGUAUGCUUUACCAUUAUGUGUGCCAAUAAACCGUGCUUACAAAGGA